Messenger RNA from Coniophora puteana RWD-64-598 SS2, 387 nucleotides. RefSeq lists its product as uncharacterized. Lineage: Eukaryota; Fungi; Basidiomycota; Agaricomycetes; Boletales; Coniophoraceae. The annotation marks the transcript as partial. The record is from RefSeq and is a predicted model, not a curated record. The transcript is spliced from 3 exons.
AUGAUCCUCUCUCGUGCUCUCUGCGCGCUGGCGCUUACCGUCGCUGCGUCUGCGGCGCCCCUCGCGAGCGUCAAGCGUGACGUUGACGCGUCCCUCGUCCCUGCUUUUGGCAUUCAGGCGGGUACCAACCCCGAUGGCACAGGCAACUGCGACGGUGUCACAGGCGCCAACGGCCAGGCCGUCCAGAUCCCCUGCCAAUGCCCUCCGUCGAACCAGACUUUCCUCGCCUCCCUCAACGCCAACGUCGCCGCAGGCCAGGCCGUGAACAACCCCUCCGUCAAGGUCGCUUUCCCGACCGACGACAGCACCGCGUCGCAGCUCGCGCGCCUCAACGCCGCCACCGUCACACUGCAGAACCUCAACGGCACAGGCGUCGGCUGCCCGCAG